UAUUGCUGCGUGGUGAUGGGUAACUGUUGUUGAGUUUCUUUGCAUUUUUUUGUGUUUGGUUUUUUCGUAGUUUGAAAAGCCAGCCAAGCAUGCUUUGAUUGAGGAGACUGUUCGGUAUGAAUGACUUGGCACCAGGAGUUGAUAGUUCCCCAUCUUUAUCCCUACAUGGUUUGCGAAGACUAUCCAGAUAUCUAUAGAACACGGGUGAGACUAAGAUUAAUAGCAGCAGCAGCAGUAGGAGCAGGAGCAGGAGCAGCAGGAUCCCUCGUCAUGGUGAUGGAGAUGGAGAAGGUCUGGAACAACGGCCGCUCCUCGGUCCUGUCUAAGAUCCACCCGACUAGUUCAACUCUGUGGGAGUCACUUCCAAUUGGUGCGCACAUGGAUGAAAUUCACAAGAGUCAGACACAGAAAUCUUAGAUGCCGCUGCUAGUCUAAUGCUCAAAUCCGAAAUCCGUGUUCCGAACUCGACGGAGUGUCGAUUAUUGCUGUCGUCUUACAGGGGAACUCCGAACACCCACUGGGCAGGGACGGAGUGUAGAUGUAUUACUUACUGAUUUAGUGCUU
Molecule: messenger RNA, 564 nt
Organism: Aspergillus japonicus CBS 114.51
Lineage: Eukaryota; Fungi; Ascomycota; Eurotiomycetes; Eurotiales; Aspergillaceae
Exons: 1
Coding region: 121-417 (98 amino acids)
Source: RefSeq, a predicted model, not a curated record